Molecule: messenger RNA, 471 nt
Organism: Didymodactylos carnosus
Lineage: Eukaryota; Metazoa; Rotifera; Eurotatoria; Philodinida; Philodinidae
Source: the annotation of a GenBank genome assembly
AUGCCAAAUACACCAGUUUCGGGAAUAAUUCAGUUUAAUUCAUACGAGCCAUGCUAUAUUAUAUGCAUAAAUUCGGUAGCUCUCUCGUUCUGGAAACGAUAUGUUAAUGAAGAGGAUGCGGAGAUUACAUGGGACGCCACAGGAGGAAUAAUUCAGUGCAAAGCAACACGAAAGAAGGUACUUUAUUAUGAAAUGACUGCUGCGAAUCCGGUCAAACGUGCCACAUCCAUUCCACUCACUUUUUUAUUAUCGGAAAAUCAUGAUCUAACGACAGUCAAACAUUGGAUGGAACUUUUUAAAGCAUUAUACAAAAAACAGUUUGCACAAAGCAAUGAAACACCGUUUCCAGUUCCGAGAUAUAUCAUCAAUGAUCGUGCACAAGUGUUUGUGCAGGCUGCUUUGCGAGUGUUUAACAAUGAAACGUUUACGGAUUUUAAUCAGCGAGCAUAUAGAAUCAUCACAGGUUUGUGA